This is a messenger RNA of Angiostrongylus costaricensis, 1242 nucleotides long. The record is from the annotation of a GenBank genome assembly. NCBI's taxonomy places the organism in Eukaryota, Metazoa, Nematoda, Chromadorea, Rhabditida, Metastrongylidae.
AUGGAUGAUUCCCGACUGGCGACAACAUGCAUAGAUGCAGAUUUUCUUAGUGCAGUAAACAUUCGAACUGAUAUUAGAACGAAUUCGCCGCCAACGAAACAUGAUCGGACGGAAGUGAAUCCACCACCAGUAUCUGUUGCAUUAUCCACUGGACGUAAAUCAUUCCUGAAAUCGUUGUUCUUUGGAAACGGUUCGAAUUCGUCACAAAAUCGUCGUGCUCCAAUUAAUCAGCUGGCACAGUGUCAAUACUUCGUGCCUUUGGAGAAGGAGGCAGUACGAAACUCGAAGUCUGCCUUCGAAAUUAGUUCGACGUCGCGUAACGACAGCUUAAUGAAAAAGCAUGCUGAAACGAGUAUAAUGAGUACGUUCAAGCCGAGUUAUGAUGAAGUAGUGAUGUCAGCUCGAGUGUGCCCGUUGCCGAUGCGUAGAGAGCGUAGUGAUCUUUGUGCAUCGUCAGUGAUGAGGCUGGCCAAGCACACAGAGCAUAGUCCUGGACCGACUUGCGUAAAGAGCAUCGGCUUAAAACUCGAACCUCAAAAGCAUCAAGUUUCACCGAAGCGAAAACCACUACGGCCACCAGAAUUUGCUAAUGAUCCGAUGAUGAUCAACAAUUGUAUUGAUGAGCUUAGGAGGCGAUUAGAGAACACAAUUUUUCUCAAUCUUACCCCGUACUGGCUUCCGUCGAGAAAUGAGAAACGUAACUCGGCCGAGGUGCCUUCCAUGAGUCAGUUCUCGGGACCUCAAAUUUCUUUCAGGCCUCGCCAAAAUGGCGAUAGCAGUCAACCAGUUGGCGUUGAAUGUUCGAGUUAUGUGAAUCGAGCAUCACGUCGUGAUCAUCGUAUGUCGGUUCCGAAUCUAUCUCCGGAGCCGUCUAAUGUUGUGGUUCAGUCUGCUAAGGCUCUUAAAGAAAAGCUGGGACGGAAUGGAGACGGCGAACUUUCGACUAUCAACGAAGGACUAAUUACUCCGGUAAUUCGUCGUAAGCAAUUCAAUCAGCCGUCAACGUUAACGUCGAACGUUAAUAGCAGUUCGUUUUGGGAAAGUUCUUCAUCAUCAAGACGAAAAGAAAAUUCACCUACUAGUAACAGCCAUAAAGGCGGUACUAUUGGCGUCGGUUUUCAGCAACAGUUUGAAUUUGAUGAACUUCUGCGUGAGGUGUUUAGUCAUCCGAGGCGUCGAAAGCUUUCAGGGUUACUCGAUUCCAUCAUUUACGAUCGUAAUUGCCUACGGAUUAGUGCGUAG